UAUCUUCGAGAGUUUACGGCUGUCACGUGACCUGCCUCCAUCUCCGUCGACCUACCACUGAAUAUUAUGAACCGUAACAUCACUGUGUACUGACUGCGUCUUCAAAAGUGCAUGCAAAAAAGUUUCAACAGGGAGGCUAUGUGAAACACAAACACGAAGAAUCCAACUUGACUCAAAGUAAGGCAGGGAAUAUUGGGAUUAUACACAGUCCACAGAAUGGGGAAGCUGCUUUUGUUUUUGUCGCUCGCAGCUCUGUGCCAAGCAGACCGCAUUCAUGUAGAGAAGAAAGAAUCGGGGCAUAAAACAAAACAGACGACAGUUGACGAUCGGGUCGAAGAAUUUCUCCGCCUUAACCACUACCCCGGCGGCGCCAUUGCUGUCAUGAAGCACGGCAAGCUCGUGCAUGCUAAAGGCUACGGGACAUUUGAAAAUGGACACAAAAUUCACGCGAGGAGUUUAUUCCCGGUGUCCAGCGUUUCAAAAUCUAUCACCGCCGUCGCCAUCUUAAAACUGGUUGAAGACGGAAAACUUGAUCUUGAGAGGACCGUUUUCGGUUCCUCCGGCGUUUUGCACUCCAUGACCCCUUAUUUGGGGAAAUUCAUAGACCCUCGCCUGACGGAUAUUACCGUGGAGCACCUCCUUCACCAUACGGCGGGCUGGGACGAGACGAAAGCGCCAGUCUACGAUCCCACGAUGAACUCCCUGUACAUAUCACUAAAACACAACGUGACUAAUAUUGCCAAGGUCGUUGGGGCCGUGGGGGACCUUGUGCCCUAUCACAUAUUGAAAUUUAUGAUGAAUCAAUCCUUACACUUCACACCAGGUACAAAAUAUCAGUACUCUAACUUCGGUUACAUGGUCCUCGGGCGAGUCAUCGAAGAGGUCACAGAUAUGGACUAUGACGAGUACGUGCAGGAGAAUAUCUUCACGCCUUGUGGGAUGUGGAAAACCAGGCUUGGCGCCCCAAAGUCACGCAGUCGAGGUGGUAAAUCUCGCAAAUCAAGGCUCCACAAGUUCCACUUCGACGAAAAGGAAACUAUUGUACAAACGAAAGACGGUACCAAGAAGGACGUUCACGAUAUUAUAUCUCCAUACACGUUGGAUUCUACGCUCGGUUGGCACUCCAAUGUAUACGAUAUGAUGCGGUUCCUGAUUUGCGUCGACGGAACAGGUCACAC
Molecule: messenger RNA, 1178 nt
Organism: Lingula anatina
Lineage: Eukaryota; Metazoa; Brachiopoda; Lingulata; Lingulida; Lingulidae
Source: RefSeq, a predicted model, not a curated record